Globicephala melas (long-finned pilot whale) is the source of this 1131-nucleotide messenger RNA. RefSeq names its product upstream binding transcription factor like 1 (gene UBTFL1). The record is from RefSeq and is a predicted model, not a curated record. NCBI's taxonomy places the organism in Eukaryota, Metazoa, Chordata, Mammalia, Artiodactyla, Delphinidae.
AUGGUGUUGCCUAAAGGCCAGGAUGACAGGUCCAAAGAAGAUAUUGUGAAGUUAUUGGAAUAUAUGGUGAAUAACAUUCCAUCCAAUGACAGGCACGUGUUCAAAACAACCCAGUCACUGAUGGACUGGGAAAAAGUAGCUUUUAAAGAUUUUCCUGGGGAAAUGUGCAAACUCAAAUGGUUAGAAAUUUCUUAUAACUUGAGAAAGUUUUGCACUUUGAAAGAAUUAGUCCUGGAAGCAAAGGAAAAUGUUGACAAUCCUUACAAAUGCAGAAAACACAAGAAGCAUCCUGAUUUACCCAAGAAGCCCUUGACAGCUUACCUCUGCUUUUUCAAAAAGAUGCGACUCCAGUACCAAAAACACCCUAAGCUGAGCAACCAGGAGCUGACCAAGGUUCUGUCUGAGGAAUACAAGAAGCUUCCAGAGCAGCUGAAGCUGAAAUAUAGUCAAGAUUUCUAGAAGGAGAAACAGAAGUUUAAGGAGAAAAUGACUCUGUUCAGAGAACAGCACCCUGAUCUGGUCCAGAGCUCCACGAAAUCUGAUGUCCCCAAAGGAAGCCAAAUCAAAGUGCCAAAGAAGUUUCAGGGAAAUGUGCAAAAAGUGGUCUCCCCCCAGAAACAGUUUAUUCAUGAAGAGCCCAAGAAGCCACCUAUGAAUGGCUAUCACAAGUUCCACCAGGAUUUGUGGUUGAGUAGGGAGCUGAGGGUUGCCCUGAGGGAGCACGUGGUAGAGAUUAGUAGAUGCUGGCAGCGUGUCCCACAGAACCAGAAGGAGCAUUAUAAGAAGGAGGCUGAGGAACUGCAGAAACAGUACAAGGUGGACCUUGAUCUCUGACUCAAGAGUCUGUCUCCUGAAGAACAUGCUUAUUACAGAGAGACAACCUAUUUGAAGCGUAAGAACAUGAACAUGAUGGGAGGCCCUAAUCCCAAGAUUAGGAGGAUGGAUCUGCAGUCCCCAUCAUCAGGGAAUCUGCAGGGAGGGCUUGGACUGGGCCAGGGGCUUCAGGCUCCAGAGACAGAAUUAUCAGAUAUGAUUGGAGAAUAUUUUCCUGCCUCAGGGAGAUCAGAGGAAAAUAAGGAAGAUGAACAAGAGGAGAAAGGCAGCAACUCCUCAGACCACAGCAGUAGGUGA